Engraulis encrasicolus (European anchovy) is the source of this 1991-nucleotide messenger RNA. RefSeq names its product tumor necrosis factor receptor superfamily, member 18 (gene tnfrsf18). Gene Ontology annotation, molecular function: protein binding. Lineage: Eukaryota; Metazoa; Chordata; Actinopteri; Clupeiformes; Engraulidae. Bases 209 to 952 code for a protein of 247 amino acids. The transcript is spliced from 8 exons. Gene Ontology annotation, biological process: positive regulation of cell adhesion. Gene Ontology annotation, cellular component: external side of plasma membrane. The record is from RefSeq and is a predicted model, not a curated record.
UUUUGUUGAGUGAUGACGAUACAGUAGGCCUACCUAUUUCGCAUUCAACCUGAUACCCAGCUAAACCACAGAGAGUGCAUCUCUCAGGGUGUUAGAGUAAGCGUGGUGCUGACCACAUGCAACGUCACCGUCAGCAAAGCUGUAAAGAGAGGGUGGCUGCCGCAGAAACAAGCAGUCACGCCAGACAGAGCCAGGUGUGAAGAGUGAAAUGAACAUGGACUGUUCAAGAGUAGCAGUCAAACCAACUCCAUGUUUCUGGAUGAUCUGUAUAGUAUUUGUGUACCUUUUGUUUCCUGAAGGACAUGCCGGGAGAUGCUCAAAAGAUCAGUAUGACGCAGACAAUAAGGGAGACUGCCAGCCGUGCCAGCCCCCGGCAGCUUUCUUAGAACAAGGUUAUUGCCAUAAGUGUCUUAUCUGUGAGCAUGCGGUCAAGAAAAACUGCACUCCAUCAUCUGAUGCGGAAUGCUCCUGUCCACCAGGCUUUGGCUGUCAAAGACAGCACUGUGAAAAAUGUGAGAAGUUACCACUCUGUAAGAAGGGCGAAGAACUCAAAGUGAAAGGCAACUUCAACUACAAAUACUCCUGCCAGCCAUGCCCAAAUAAAACAUACUCCAACAUUGUCAAUGGCACCUGCAAACCUUUCACUGAGUGUCACAGCAUUGGCAUGGAAGAGGUAUUUGCAGGAAACAGAACCCACAACGUAAAAUGUGGUGUUAACCAACCAGUUACAGAUGACCAAUGGCUCAACACUGUCCAGGCUCUACAUUUAAUUGGAUCAGCGGUCAUUGGCCUUAGCUGUUUGGUUUUGCUGGGCAUUUGUUGUUUGAAGAUCAAAUCAAAGAGAUCACAAUCAGCAAACCAGAGGCCUGUCGUGGCUUCAGAGCCAGGUCUAUUGCCCUUCUCUGUAGAGGAGAGAGGAGCCACCAAAACCCUGCCGGACACACAUCUAUGAUCACGCGUAAUGUAUCUGCACGCUGCAGUUCAUCAAAAGGAUCUGUACAAAUACCGGUUGCGAGUAGGGACACUGCUAGAGAUGGAAAACAAUACAACACCAAUCAUGAUAUCAUCUGCAGUGUCAUCUAAGGACCCAAUGCUUGGCACUUAGAAACAUCCUAACCUAAACGUAUGUGUGCACCAGCAGUCAGCAGUGACCAAAGUGACCAGAGUGAUGGAAGUAAUCAUUUCUCUGUGGAGGGUCAGUGAAUUGGUUGACCGAAGUGAAUUUGCGGGUGGGGCAAAGUGAAUUGAGUGACCAAAGCAUCUUCCAGAAGUUAAAAGUCUGUUCACUUUAUGCUAAUGAAACUGCCACCACCAUCAAUUUGAAGUAUUACUGUAUUGUUGCUUUUAAGUUUCUCAAUAACAUAUAGGAUACAUGAAAGGGAGGGAGUCAAACACACCAGCGCCGACACGAUUAAGCGACAGAGAAUCGCUGGACUGUGCAGCAAGAGCGAUAGAAGCGACAGAGUAUGUCCGUAAAAAGCCGAAUGCAAGCAUUCUGACAUUCCUAUUGGCUGUGGCGGCUGUCGUUAAACCGCGUCAUAGCUCAUUUGCAUAAUAUUUCGCUCAAGUUGCUCAAAUCGCCUCUAGUCGCAGAAAUCGCUUUUGUCUCUUCUGUCGCCAGUGACUCAAUAAAGUCAAUUACUUCUGUCGCUGGAGCCACUCAAGUCGCGCUUCGUGUAUUUGUGGCAUUAGCAUAAACUUGGUGCUCUGUAGUGUGUUGUUUGUAUACAGAAAGCAUUAAGCUGAGCUUGUGAUGUAAAAAGCUUGUUGAGGCAGGUGACAUCAUGCCCCCUUCAUUGAUAUGCUCCCUUGAUGAAUUAUUGUUGUGUGUCCAUACUUCUUUCUCUAAAUUGUAUAAACGCUGUUGCUGUUGUUGUUUUGUUUAUUACCUGGGCAAUGCAAUGCCUGUCUGUCUUGCUGUUUGUCUGCCCGCAUGUAUGUGUCUGCAGGAGGAGAGAAACACAGACCAGGUUACACACAGACACACACAC